This is a messenger RNA of Rhodotorula graminis WP1, 3940 nucleotides long. RefSeq lists its product as uncharacterized. Gene Ontology annotation, molecular function: protein-membrane adaptor activity. NCBI's taxonomy places the organism in Eukaryota, Fungi, Basidiomycota, Microbotryomycetes, Sporidiobolales, Sporidiobolaceae. Gene Ontology annotation, cellular component: meiotic nuclear membrane microtubule tethering complex; nuclear envelope. The transcript has 4 exons. The record is from RefSeq and is a predicted model, not a curated record. Bases 1 to 3753 code for a protein of 1250 amino acids. Gene Ontology annotation, biological process: nuclear envelope organization.
AUGACCACGUCGCGCGCGCGUCGCACCCCGUCCGUCGAGAUCGAGGUGCGCCGCACCACCACCACGGCGUCCGCCAACAGCCCCGCAGGCGCCUCGACUUCGACCCCACGCCACCGCCGCGGCAGGAGCACCACCGCACCGCUCGCCGUCGUCGACGAGGGCGACGCCGAGCCCGCACCGCCUCCCGCCGCCACCGCCGGCGAGCGGUACGCGCGCUCGCUCGCGAGCCGCAAGAAGGACGCCGUCGGGCACGCCUACCCGCCACCGCCGCCAGUCGCGCCCGCGCCCGUCUACUCGUCGGGCUUUCAGAACACGAGCGUCAACAUCGCCAACGCGUUCAAGGCGGCGACGAGCGGGCAGGGCGGCGUGCGCGUCGGCGGCAGGAGGGAGGACUUUGCGGCGCCAGCGGGCCGGCGCGACGACAAGAACGAGGGCGAGGACGAGGGAGACAGCGAGGAGGAGGAGAACAUCAUCAAGGUGGCGGCCAAGCAGGCUGCCGCACCGACGAGUGCGGGCAAGAAGCGCAAGAAGAACGUCGUCAAGGACCCGUCGUACAAGUCGCAGGCCGGCCAAUCGUCAAGCAGCGAGGAGUCGGAGCUCGAUGCCCAGCGCGGCGUCCAGAAGCGCCCAAAGGUCGCCUCGGACGACGAGGGCACCGCCGCGUCAACCAGUCGCUCCUACCGGCGACGCUCGAGCAAGCCCGUCGACCCGCCCUAUCGUCCUGAUCCUGCAUCGGCCGCCUCGUCCGACGAGUACACGCCCCGCGGUCGCCACAAGAGCAAGGGCAAAGGGCGCACGAGCCUCGGCCCGGGCGCGGCGACUCACGCGCUCGCGCGCGGCGUCCAGGAGGCCGAGAUCUGGUACGGCAAGAAGCCCAAGGGCCGCAGGGGCGGGAGGCGGAGCGGAGAAGGCGGCGAGAGCGAGGAGGACGAUGACGAGGAGGAGGACGAGUCCGAGCAGGACGAGCACGGCGACGAGCGGGACCUCGGCGGUAUGGACCCGCACGAGCACGACCCGGCGGGCGACCGCGACGUCUCGCACGACCGCGACGGCGACGGCUCGGCGACACCUCCCGCGGUGUCCUACUACCUCCGCGUCGGCUCGCCCUCGCCGACGCACUCGAGCGAGGCGAGCCGGCGGCAGCAGCCCGGCCCGCCGUCCAACCUCGGCCGCUCGCCCUCGCCCUUUCACUCGAACGUCGGCGCCUCGACCUCUGGCGCCGUCGAUCCCGCGUUCGCCGCCUUUGACCGCUCGCUCGACGCCGACUCGAGCGGGCCCGGCGACCACCCCGGCGACGGCCACAGCCUGUCGGCGUCGUUCGACGACUCGGUCCUGCGCGGCUCGUCGUACGACUUUUGCGAGGAGGAGCGCAUCGUGCAGGCGCUCGAGGCGCAGAAGCAGCGCCAGCUCGAGGCGCAGCAGGCGCGCGCCCGUCAGCUCCAGCAGCAGCAGCAGCGCCAAGGCGGGCCGCCGCCGACGCCGGGCGGCAUGGCGACGCCGAGGCCGAGCACGGGCGCGUACCCGCUCACGCCGCAGGCGGCGGGCGCGAGCCCCGUCAGCGCCAUGCGCAAGCGGCGCCUGCCCGGCCCGCCGUCGAUGCUCGGCGCGGGCACGACGUUCGGCGCGCAGGACGAGGGCGAGGAGGAGGACGGCGCGGCGGGCGGGACCGCGAGCGAGGGCAAGUGGGGCCGCAGGUGCGGCGAUGCGCUGCGGCCCUUGGUGCGCGUGGUCGAGCGCGCGAGGCGCAAGGCGCAGGACCCGCUCCUCGACUGGGCCAAGAUCCGCAGGGCGCUCGGUGCGCUCUUGCUCGCCUCGGCGCUCAUCGUCGCUGUCUGGCGGUACGACCUUCUCGACAAGCUCGCGCCGACCUCGACCUCGUCGCCGCCGCCACCGCCCUUUAUCGCGCCCGACGUCCCGCCCGACUCGCUCGAGGGCCUCAUCGCCCGCCUUUCCGAGCUCGAGUCGGUCAUGGGCCGUCUUUCGUCGUCGUCCGAAUCGGACCGCCAGCGCUCGUCGCACGACCGCAGCGCCAUCUCGCGCCUCGCGUCGCAGCUCGACACGCUUGAGACGAGCGUCUCGGUCGAGCAGUCGCGCAUCACGACGGCGCUUGAAGGCGUCGAGCGCGACAGCGUGCAGCAUGCCGCCGAGGCGAGCCGGGCGGUCCUCGGCGUCAAGGACGAGCUCGAGGGCCUGCAGGGCCGGCUCAAGGCGCUCGCCGUCGCGCAGCAGGCCGACGCGCGCGAGAUUGUGCGCCUCGAGGGCACCGUGUCGACCGUGUCGGACGACGUCGACUCGGUCAAGCGCCACGUCACCCAGGUCGCCAAGGACGUCGAGGCGGCGACUCGGUCGGAGCGCAUCACGCAGCUCGCGCUCGACGCCAUCGCGCAGAAGCUCCCGGGCAAGAUCGCCGUCAUGAUGGACAAGAGCGGCCGGCUCGAGAUCGACCCGGCCUUCUGGCGCGUCCUCAAGGACGCGUUCGUCGACAAGAAGGCCGUCGAGCGCACGGUCGACGCCAAGCUCGCCGCCAUCGACGGCACCAAGCGUGGCGGCCUGUUCGGCGGCUCGUCGUCGAAGGAGGCCAAGCCGCCGGCGCCCGUCGUCGCCGCGCCGCCGGCGCCCGUCGUCGCCGCGCCGCCGUCGUGGGCCGACUUCCUCUCGGCCAACGAGGGCGCGCUCCGGGCGUUCGUCGCGAACGACCUCACCUCGCGCGUCGGCUCGUCGGACGCCUUCCUCUCGAAGCAGCAGUUCCUCGACCUCUUGCGCCGCGAGAUCAAGACGCUCAAGCGCGACUUUGAGAACAAGGCGCACGACAACUUCGAGCAGAUGGGCCGCGAGCUCCUCAACAAGGUCGCCAAGCAGGACGACAUGCGCCGCAAGGAGCAACAGCGGGCUCAGCCUGUCGUCGGCGCGGGCACGUCAUCGUCGUCGUCGUCGUCGGGCGCGCCCGUCACGAUCAAGUCGAGCGACGGCCAGAACGUGACGGCCGUCAUCUCGUCGCUGGUCGACUCGGCCAUCCUGCGCUACUCCAAGGACGUCCUGGCCCGCCCCGAUUACGCCCUGUUCACCUCGGGCGGCCGCGUCAUCCGCUCCCUCACGUCGCCGUCGUACGACCCGCACCCGUCGUCCGCCGCGCGCUCGGCCCUCGCCUGGCUCACGGGCACCAAGGCGCCGCGCGGUCGCCCGCCCGUCACGGCACUCCACUCGGACAACUCGCCCGGGUCGUGCUGGCCCUUUGCCGGGCAGCAGGGUCAGCUCGGCAUCCAGCUGAGCCGUCGCGUCGUCCCGACCGACGUCACGCUCGAGCACAUCUCGACCGACGUCGCCCUCGACGGCGACGUGUCGUCGGCGCCCAAGGACUUUGAGGUGUGGGGCAUCGUCGAGGGCACCGACAACGUCGCCAAGGUCGGCCAGUACCGCGCCGAGCAGCUUGCCGCCAAGCGCGCCGCUCGCGACGCCGCCCUCGAGGCUGGCUCGCCGCUCGACCCGCUCGCCGCCGAGCUCGACCUUAACCCGGCGUCCCUCCCGCCGAGCGCCAACCACGUCCUCCUCGCCGUCGGCGCGUACGACCCGGCGCUCCCCUCGCCGGUCCAGACCUUCCCGGUCACGCCCGCCGCCCGCCACCUCGCCAUUCCCGUCCAGGUCGUCGUCGUCAAGGUGCUCAGCAACCACGGCGAGGAGGCCUACACGUGCUUGUACCGCGUCCGUGUCAGCGGGACGACCGAGGCGCAGCUCGACGGCGUCGAUUCGACUUAGACCUCUGUCUCUCAAGCGGUCGCCCUUCUCUCUCAUUCCUCUCCUCCUUCGAUACCCUCUCUCGCUCUCACUCCUUUCCUUAUCCCCUUAUGCUGUCACAUACUCGGUCGUUACCCCCUCCCUCGCCCUGUCUACAAAGGUCCCUCUCUCUUCCUCGCAGUGCAACUCUCUCCGCCCGCUUUGCUUU